Messenger RNA from Pteronotus mesoamericanus, 1501 nucleotides. RefSeq names its product serpin family A member 1 (gene SERPINA1). The transcript is spliced from 5 exons. Bases 143 to 1405 code for a protein of 420 amino acids. Gene Ontology annotation, molecular function: serine-type endopeptidase inhibitor activity. NCBI's taxonomy places the organism in Eukaryota, Metazoa, Chordata, Mammalia, Chiroptera, Mormoopidae. The record is from RefSeq and is a predicted model, not a curated record. Gene Ontology annotation, biological process: negative regulation of endopeptidase activity.
UGAGUUGACCUUGGUUAAUAUUCACCAGCAGCGUCCCCGUGGCCCUUCUGAGUCUACUGCUUAAAUACUUAAAUACGGUGGAGGACGGGGCUUGGUUUCUUCAGUUUUGGUCACCAGCCAGCCCUGGGGCAGUAAAUCGACAAUGCCAUCCUCCACCACGUGGAGCCUCCUCCUGCUGGCAGGCCUGUGCUGCCUGGCUCCGGCCUCCUGGGCACACGGUCUCCUCGGAUCCACUCUCCAGGAUUUCCAAAACACGGACGCAUCCCAGCUUGAUCAGGUGGCAGCCAUCCACCAGGUCGCCGACACCCUGGCUGACUUUUCUUUUGCCUUCUACUGCCAGGCGUCCCGUCAGUCCAAUGCCACCAACAUCUUCUUCUCCCCAGUGAGCAUCGUCACCGCCUUUGCCCUGCUCUCGCUGGGCGCCAAGGGGGACACGCACACCCAGGUCCUGGAGGGCGCAGGUUUCAACCUCACUGAGAGAGCAGAGGCUGACAUCCACAAAGGCUUCCAAAGUCUACUCCGAACCCUUAACCGGCCGGACGACCAGCUGCAGCUGACCACUGGCAACGGCUUGUUCAUCGAUGAGAGCGCAAAACUAGUGGCGAAGUUUUUGGAGGACAUCAAGACACUGUACCACUCAGAAGCCAUCUCCACCAACUUCAAGGACUCCGAAAAAGCCAAGAAAGAGAUCAACGAUUAUGUAGAGAAGGGCACCCAAGGAAAAAUCGUGGAUCUGGUCAAAGAACUUGACAAAGAAACUGUUUUCGCUCUGGUGAAUUACAUCUUCUUUAAAGGCAAGUGGGUGAAGCCCUUCGAUGCGGCCCAGACCACAGAGAAGGACUUCCAUUUGGAUAACUCCACCACCGUCAAGGUGCCCAUGAUGCACCGCCUGGGCAUGUUCGACGUGCACCACUGUGACACACUCUCCAGCUGGGUGCUGCUCAUGGACUAUGAGGGCAAUGCCACGGCCAUCUUCAUCCUGCCCGACGAGGGGAAAAUGUGUCACACCGAGGGCACCAUCACCAAGGAAAUCCUCCUCAAGUUCCUGGAAAAGAGACGCCCAAGGUCUGCCAGUUUACAUUUGCCCAAGCUGUCCAUUUCUGGAACCUACGAUCUGAAAACCACCCUGAGCAACAUGGGCAUCACCAAGGUCUUCAGUGACGCGGCUGAUCUCUCGGGGAUCAGUGAGGAGACGCCCCUGAAGCUGUCCAAGGCCCUGCAUAAGGCUGUGCUGACCAUUGAUGAGAGAGGGACAGAAGCUUCCGGGGCCACAUUUCUGGAAGCCAUUCCCAUGUCGAUACCCCCAGAUGUCGAGUUCAACAGGCCCUUCAUCAUCAUCAUCUAUGAUAGGAACACCAAGAGUCCCCUCUUUGUGGGAAAGGUGGUAGAUCCCACCCAAAAAUAACUGCCUCUCUGGUUCAGCCCUCCCCUCCCAGGGUGGGUCCCCCCGACCCAAUAAAGAAUGACUGACCUGGCCCAAGCUUGAGUGUGCCAUGCCAAC